Dichomitus squalens LYAD-421 SS1 is the source of this 1101-nucleotide messenger RNA. RefSeq lists its product as uncharacterized. Bases 40 to 654 code for a protein of 204 amino acids. Lineage: Eukaryota; Fungi; Basidiomycota; Agaricomycetes; Polyporales; Polyporaceae. The transcript has 4 exons. The record is from RefSeq and is a predicted model, not a curated record.
CAUCCUCUCUUCCUCCCGCUCCAUAACAGGUUGCUCAGGAUGCGCUCCGUCUUUGCUACCGCUGUCGCCCUCUCUGCUCUCACCGCCUCCUCGGCGAAGCAGAUCGUCAUCACCGUUGGCGGUAAUACGACCAACAACGCGAGCACCGUCUUCCAGCCCGCAGAGGUCACCGCCAACAUCGGCGACGUCGUCUUCUUCAACUUCACCCAGGGCAACCACUCGGCGAUCCAGUCCGAGUUCGCGUCGCCCUGCAUCCCCGCCCACGACACCAACAUCACCGUCAACGGCUUCAACUCGGGCCCCCGCGACGCCGGGAACGGCACCGCAAUCACGAACCUGCCCGUCACCGUCACGGACAACAACACGAUCUGGUUCUACGACGCGAACACGUGUGCCGAGGGCGGCGUGGGCGGGAUUAACGUCAACGAGAGCAGCACGGAGACGCUUGACGGCUUCAGGCGGAACGCGAUCCGCCUGAACGGCACCUCGACAUCGACCUCAUCGAGUCUCUCCGCGACACGCACAGGCCCGAGCGCGGGCUCGUCCUCGACGUCGACGUCAAGCCCCAGCAACAAGUCGAGCGGCGCAGAGCGCGCCGUCUCACUCGGCUUCGCGGCCGUCGUGCCUAUGGUCGCCGCGGCGUUCCUCCUCUGAUCUUUGGACCAUUGGUCCAGACUCUGGUUUGCUCGAGGACAGUUUCUAUCCCCACUGGGGCAGUAUGUGCGUGCGCCCCGGCCUUCGCUCGCUCAGUUCCUGUCUGUACGGACCGGCUAUACCCUAUGACACUGUGCCUGCCCGAUCCCUCUGACUGCUCGGCUUCAUGGUCUGCAUACCUCCUUUGCGGGUCGUCACGCGCGUCGUCUGCACUGUCUUUACCAGAAUGGAUACUCGACGCGGCCGCGUACAGACUUCUAUCACACGUGUUCAUGGCUCGGACGAUUCAUGGCUGUCGUUGGAGUAGCUGUGUAUCACCGCUUGUUGUUGUGCCUCUUCUACGUCGUGUUUUGCUGUUUCGUGUUUGCGUUCUGCUUCGUCCAUCUGCUCAAUGGCAUUCGCUGUUUCGAUGCCAUACGUCGUUCGGCGUACCGUUUGUGAUGCGCA